Trichosurus vulpecula (common brushtail) is the source of this 927-nucleotide messenger RNA. Its product is annotated as olfactory receptor 10AG1-like. Gene Ontology annotation, cellular component: membrane. Gene Ontology annotation, biological process: G protein-coupled receptor signaling pathway. The coding region runs from base 4 to 927 and encodes 307 amino acids. The transcript has a single exon. NCBI's taxonomy places the organism in Eukaryota, Metazoa, Chordata, Mammalia, Diprotodontia, Phalangeridae. Gene Ontology annotation, molecular function: G protein-coupled receptor activity; olfactory receptor activity. The record is from RefSeq and is a predicted model, not a curated record.
UAAAUGGAAGGAACAAAUCUCACAGUUGUGAUGGAAUUCAUUCUCCUGGGAUUUUCUGACCUUCCAAAGCUCCAAGGCUUUCUAUUUGGGAUUUUCUUUGUAAUCUAUAUUAUUAUCCUGGUAGGAAAUGCCCUCAUCAUUGUCAUAACCCAGGUUGAUCCAGCUCUUCAAACCCCCAUGUAUUUUUUCCUUGGAAACUUUUCCCUCUUGGAAAUUUGUUACACAACAGUUACUCUUCCCAGAAUCCUGAUGAACCUUUGGACCCAGAAUAGACACAUAUCUUUUACAGCUUGUGCUGCUCAACUUUGUAUUUUCCUUAUUCUGGGGUUGACUGAAUGUUUUCUACUCACUGUAAUGGCAUGUAAUCGUUACAUAGCUAUCUGUAAGCCUCUAUAUUACCCUCUUAUUAUGAAUGACAAGGUGUGUACCAGACUUGUAGCUGGUACAUGGAUAAGUGCAAUCCCAGUUGUGAUUGUACUGGCAUACCAGAUUUUCUCCCUACCCUUUUGUGGUUCUAACAAACUCAAUCAUAUAUUUUGCGAUAUCCAUCCUCUACUGAAGUUGGCCUGUGGGGACACGUCUCAGAAUGAGCUAUCUGUCUAUAUUGAUGGUGUUCUAUUUGGCAUGGCUCCCUUUCUCCUAAUACUUGUGUCCUACAUCAAAAUCAUUGCUGCUAUUCUGAAGCUGCCAUCAGCCAUGGGGAGAUCAAAAGCUUUCUCUACUUGUUCUUCCCACCUCAUGGUUGUUGGCUUAUUCUUUGGUUCUGCUCUCAUUAUGUAUGUGAGACCUAAGUCUAGCCAUUCAGCAGGAGUAGACAGAACUCUCUCAAUGUUCUACACCAUUGUAACCCCAAUGUUUAACCCCAUGAUAUAUAGCCUGAGGAACAAAGAUGUUAUUUCUGCCCUGAAAAAAUUACUACCAAAAUGA